GAGUGGGAGGUCUGCAGUGAUUCAGAGAGCGCGGGAAAGAGGAGAGGUCGAUCGGUUUGGCGCGCGCUGAGGAGUUUCUGCCGGAAGGGUCGGAUCGUGGCUGGUGCAACAAGGGAGUUGGGCUGCUAGUCGCCGUUGGAGGUUGGUGAAGUGAAAGGCCGGGGAACGGGGAGAGACAAAGGCCGUGUGUAGGUGUAGAUUCUAUGAUGCGCAGUACCAGAUCUCAGUCUCGAGGCCAAAGCCAGAACACCAUCAACUUUCCAAAGCGGAAAUCCAUCAGAAUACUGCAUAAAGAGCUGGAGAAUGAGAGAACUUCAGAGCCGGACCCAACGCUUCUGGCUGUCUCACCACGUUCCUCUUCAAACCAGGUCUUGCCUCUUAGCCCUCGCAAACGCCUAGGAGAUGACAACCUCUGCAACAUUACCCAAGUGGUAUCUUGCUCCCCAACUAAGCAGAGUAAGAAAGAGAACAGUUUCUCACCUGCCACUCCCAAAGGGCAACGCUUACUCUUCAGCGAACAAUCCACUACCAAGUUCCCAGCGAAGAGUUCUGGUUUAGUCUCCUCUCCCCUCCGUAGAUGCCAGGAAACCCCCCAGACUUCACUGCAAGGGCGCUCUAAAAAAGAGUUGGUGUGUACGCGUCUCUUUAAGCAAGAAGGCACCUGUUACCAGCAAGCCAAGAGUCUGCUAAACACAGCUCUUCCAGACCAACUGCAUGCAAGAGAGAAGGAGACACACUUCCUACAUCAGUUCCUCAAGGAACAUGUCUGUGGGGAGAAGUCUGGAAGUCUUUAUAUCUCUGGAGCCCCAGGCACCGGGAAGACCGCCUGCCUCGGCCGGGCCUUGCUGGACUUGAAGGGGGAACUUGCAGGGAGCAAGACCAUUGUCCUGAACUGCAUGGCUCUGCGGACCCCCCGUGCUGUUUUCCCGGCAGUUGCUGAACAGCUGGGCCAGGCAGGAGCAGACAGAACAGCACAGAGCGACGUUAUCCGAAAGCUGGAGAAGCGGUUGACAGCAAAAAGCAGCCCCAUGGUCUUGGUCGUGCUGGAUGAGAUGGAUCAGCUGGACAGCAAGGGACAAGAUGUACUCUACAUGAUUUUUGGGUGGCCCUCCCUUCCCAGUUCCCGGCUUGUUCUCAUUGGUAUAGCCAAUGCUCUGGAUCUCACCGAUCGCAUCCUGCCCCGCUUGCAGGCUCGCCCCAAGUGCCGGCCACAGCUGCUCAACUUUCCUCCUUACAGCAAAGACCAGCUUGCCUCCAUCCUUGAAGAACGCUUGAAGCCGGUGUCAGGGGAGCAAGUGCUGGACCACACCGCCAUCCAGUUCUGUGCUCGGAAAGUCUCAGCCGUCUCUGGGGACGCUCGCAAAGCGCUGGACAUCUGCAGGAGAGCCAUUGAGAUUGUGGAAUCUGACAUGAAGAGCCAAACCAUCCUUAAACCACUGUCCAGCUGCAAGUCAUCUGCAAAUUCCGCAACAGAUCCUGCAGUGCCCAAGCGGGUGGGGCUUGCCCACAUAUCACAGGUGAUCUCCGAUGUAUACGGCAACCGGAUGACGGCUGGUAACAGCUGCGGAGACGCUGAUUCCUUCCCGCUGCAGCAGAAAAUCUUGGUCUGUUCUCUGCUGCUUUUGGCUAAGCAACAGAAAGCCAAGGACGUGACCUUAGGAAAGCUGCACGAGAUAUACAGCAAAGUUUGCAGGAAGCAGCAAGUGGGAGCUCUUGACCAAUCAGAAUGCCUCUCACUGUCAUCACUCUUGGAAUCCAGAGGCAUUCUGGGGCUGAAGAAGGCAAAAGAUUUGCGGCUGGCCAAGGUUUUUCUAAAAAUAGAAGAAAAGGAUGUGGAGCGUGCCCUGAAAGAUGGUGUCUUGGUUGGAAGCAUCUUGGCUGGGGGGCUUUAAAAUGCUUCAGCAUCUUUCUCAUGUGGCCCAGUUUCUUUCUCAUGCUCUUCUCCUUACAACCAGCCAUUACAGAAUCUCAUCAGUUAGUGGAUACCUCUGAAUAUUGGUACAUACGGAUGUUUUUAACAAUAUUGCUGCAUCUUAUUGUCAAGAUGCCUUGUUUUUAUUUUCGAGACAUUUUUCUACACUGUUAAGAUGUUCGUUGAUUGACUGCUUUAGUUUUGGACAAAAACCCCUCCCCCAAAUCUCUUCACACUCAGGAUGUGAAUUUUUACACAUCACCAAAACAGCUCUCUUCCCCCGCCCCACCCACCCCCACCCCUUGUUUUGCCUGUCACCCAACUGCCAGAGGGAUUCCCCCACCCAUAUUUUUACAUCCUUUUCUUCACUCUGCGCCCACAUCUGUAUGCACACAUUGGAACUGCUCGUGCUCUUUCUGCUGCGUGCAUUGCACAUGUGUCUUUAAACAUCAGAAGAAAGAGGACAGCCGGGUGUCAGCAAAAGAGCCCAUUCACAGAAACCAAAAACUCUGAACUUCACUGGAGGAAAUAAGGCGGCAGCAGCUUCUCUCCCGAGCUCUUUGAAGUUGGGCUGUUUCCGUGAAGCAGAUGUCAGUCUUGUUAAAGCUUAGUGUCUCGGGAGCUGCAGUGGGUCUUAGGGGCGGAGGAGAGAUGCACACACAGAGACCUGCAGGCUCUGAACAUCUUAGCAUUUAUGAACUGCGGAUGCAGCUGUGACACGGAGACUAGGUUAGGCCUGGGAGCCUUUUCUUACAAAGUCUAGGCUAGCUUAGUUUGACAUCUUUAGUGUGAACUUAAUAUUCUCAAUAAGGGCAACCAGGGGUGGAUUUUCCAGUCAGAACCUGCUUUGCGUUCAUGUCUCGGUGAAUACGUUUUAUCUAGCUGAAUGACCCAGUUCGCACAUGAAUGUGCCUCCUCCUUUUUAAAGUCAUUUUUAGUACAGUGAAGAAGAAUACGUUAAACUCUGUGUUUGCCUUCAGUCCUUGGUCAAAGGUCCACACAGCCAAUUUGAGUACUAAUUUACUCUCUCUUUUUGUGGAAUAUAUAGAUUAAAACAGUCUAUUUAUUA
Molecule: messenger RNA, 2981 nt
Organism: Sphaerodactylus townsendi
Lineage: Eukaryota; Metazoa; Chordata; Lepidosauria; Squamata; Sphaerodactylidae
Gene: CDC6
Product: cell division cycle 6
Exons: 12
Coding region: 204-1892 (562 amino acids)
Biological process (GO): cell division; mitotic DNA replication checkpoint signaling; DNA replication initiation
Cellular component (GO): nucleus
Molecular function (GO): DNA replication origin binding; ATP hydrolysis activity
Source: RefSeq, a predicted model, not a curated record